UAAAUGGUUCAAUGAAUUCGUGGGUGGGUGUCUGGGUGAUCGCAGUGAGUCUCUAUUAGCCUUGGGGAUUCGAAGGCCUUUCAAAGCUCAAAGUGCAACAGCUCGCCGUCGCCGUUGAGGUCUAGGGCGGCGAACUGCUCGUCGACGCUCUUCGUGAACUCACCCUCCUCCUCCACAAACUGCCGCACAGUGGAUCCGUCGAUUAUCACUACCCCCAUCUCCUCUCCUCCCCAAUUCACUUAUUUGAUCUCUACCCACAAAACCCAUGCAGGUCCUCACCUAGACACCCAGUCAUCCGAGCUACUGGCCUUCGUCCCUCCGAGUCUUCGAUAGUUAAACUACUUGCCUGCUCGACCUUCAAAGUUCGACCUUCGACUUGCUGGAUCUGCUUGCCUUCUCGCCUUUUCGACCUUCUACCUACUUGAUUUACCCAUUGCAUUCUCUUCAAGCUAGGGUUCCUUGUUUUUUCCAUUCUUCCAUUUUAAGAUUUAUAAGCAACUAGACCAAACAUCUCCCUCUCUCUGAUCGUGGCACCGUAAUGAAUCCACUCGAAGGGAUGAUGAACUCAACACAAUUUGUAAUGAACUCAAAUAAGUGGUAAUGCCUGACUGAAUAAAUUACUUGCAAAAGAAUGAAAUUACAGGAUGAACUAAAUCUAAUACUACAAUGCUUAUAAUGGAAAUUGAAAUAAAGAAGAACAGAUUGGCUGGUUCGAGAGAGCCAUUCUCCAGAAACAGAAAACAAAUUGAUUCCAAUUUUUCUCCCCCUGUAUUCCACUGACCCCUAGCUUUAUACAUAACAAACUCUAACUAACUUAUUCUGGAAUACCCCCUGCGAUCUACUAUAGUUGGCCCCUUAACACGUAAGCAACAAUGAGCCGUUAAGGGAACUCAGCCCAGCACCCAGCCCAGCUGCCACGUGAUCCACGUCUCGGCCCACGACGACCCAAGCUGCGAAGCCGACCUGCGAAUGGCCAACCUGCCCACACGCUCACUCUGUUCGGCCUCUUCUGACGACCCCAGCUCAGCACCAUCUGUCCGAGCUCCCCUGUGAUCAGCUGUUCCGUCCGAGCCGCUCAAGCCCUCUGUUCGAGCUCCCCUGUGACGGGUCGUCUUGUCCGAGCCCUUAACCAGCUCGACAUCUCUUCUAUCUGACAACCAGCUCGGACCCCUUCUAUUUGCGUUCCCUGGUGUCGAGUUACCUUGUCCGAGCCCCUCGAUCUGCUUGGAUUCCCCUCUGGUUGGCGUCUCCGACCUUCCUCUGUCUCGGCUUGUAGCAGGCACUCAGGUCUUGGUGAUGGUGUGUGUGGAUUGAUCAAAUUAACCACACUUUUUUUAAGAGAGUUUGCAGAGACCCUUUUGAAUCAAAUUAAAUGGCAGGCAAAGCCGUGAAAUCUGCGGCAAAAACAGUUGGGGAGUACCAGUACCCGUGGCGGGAGAAAUUGACAAAAUACAAAGAUGAGUUAUCAAAGGGUGUCUGGGGUUACUGGGAGCUAGGGGCAUGGAAGCAACUCGGCAUUAGUGCUCGGCGUCGUGCUAGACUUCGCAAGGAAGUUCUCCUUGCUGGGGAAGAUUGGCCAUAUGACCCAGAGAAGAAGGAAAUGAGAACCAAGAGGAAAGGGCAUAAGUGUGACAGGAUAGCUGCGGAAAAAAGGGCCAACACUGCCAAAUUGAUGGAGAAAAUGCCAGAGAUGCUGCUGGCCUACAAGAAGCGUAGGUGGGAGAAGAAGAUGAAGCAAGAAGACAGUGCAAAAAAAUAGGUUUCCCUGCAGAUAGAUUAUGUCAUUAUCAUUUUUGCUCUUUUUCUCUUCGCUUGUGGAAUGUUCCUUAGUGAUGGAAAACCUUUUUUUUUAAAUGUUAACGAGCUUGCAGAUAUUGUAUGGGCAUAUAUUUUUAUGUUGGUUUUGGAGCUGUUCCUUAAAUUUUCCA
Messenger RNA from Malania oleifera, 1928 nucleotides. RefSeq lists its product as uncharacterized. Bases 1373 to 1759 code for a protein of 128 amino acids. The record is from RefSeq and is a predicted model, not a curated record. The transcript has 4 exons. NCBI's taxonomy places the organism in Eukaryota, Viridiplantae, Streptophyta, Magnoliopsida, Santalales, Ximeniaceae.